UGCUGCUUUUCGUCUGCAAAAAUCAUCUUCGAACUCACAGCCAAAAACUGAUCUCCGAUCACGUUCAUGGCGGCUGAAGACGCUGUGGUUGUAGUGAACGGUUUGAACUUCGACCAGAAGCACGGGAAGGAGCGAGUUCGAGUGGCUCGGGUAUGGCGGACUAAAGAUGGCCGUCAUUUCAUCGUCGAAUGGAGCGUUGGUAUCAGUCUUAUGUCCGAUUGUGUUGCCGCUUACGUUAGCGAUGAUAAUUCCGAAAUCGUUGCAACUGAUACUAUGAAGAAUACUGUGUACGCCAAAGCCAAGGAAUGCUCUGAUCAAAUUUCAGUGGAAGAUUUUGCGAUUCUUCUUGCCAAACACUUCACAUCAUAUUACAAGCAGGUUACUGCUGCGAUAGUGAAAAUUGCAGAAAAGUCAUGGGAGCGUGUAUCUGUCAAUGGUCAACCACACAACCAUGGCUUCAAACUUGGACCUGAAAAGCACACUACAGAGGUGAUAUUUAAGAAGUCAGGUGCGUUACAAGUGAGCUCUGGCAUUGAGGAACUGUCUUUGCUGAAGACAACUCAAUCAGGUUUUGAGCAAUUUUUUCGGGACAAGUACACAGCUCUUCCUGAGACACGAGAGAGGAUAUUGGCCACCAAGGUUUCUGCUUCAUGGAGGUAUUCAUUUGAAUCUAUGUCCAGUAUCCCUAAACAGCAGUGUUACUUCACGGAAACAUACCUUGAUGUCAAAAAAGUGUUAGCUGACACCUUCUUUGGUCCUCCAAAAGAGGGAGUUUAUAGCCCAUCUGUUCAAUACACUCUUUAUGAAAUGGCAAAUAACGUUCUCAGCAGGUUCCAUGUUAUAUCAUCAGUGAGGCUGAAAAUGCCAAAUCUCCACUUCUUACCUGUCAACAUAUCAACGAAAGAUAAUCGGAGUAUCGUUAAGUUUGAGGAUGAUGUGUAUCUGCCAACUGAUGAACCCCAUGGAUCAAUUGAAGCUUGCUUAAGCCGCUUAUCUUCUAAGCUUUGAGGAAAUUUAAGCAUUUUCAGUGUCAAGAGGGACACAGCCAGGUUAUGCCUUUCCAUUUCUGGAAAACUUUCUGUAUAACUCUGAACAAAUCCUCUCGCUUUUAAGUUUAAAUAAUGAUGAACAGUGCAGACUGUUUAUUUAAAUUAGAAGGUUGAUGA
Cucurbita moschata (crookneck pumpkin) is the source of this 1166-nucleotide messenger RNA. Its product is annotated as uricase-2 isozyme 2-like. Gene Ontology annotation, molecular function: urate oxidase activity. Gene Ontology annotation, biological process: urate catabolic process; purine nucleobase catabolic process. Gene Ontology annotation, cellular component: peroxisome. The transcript is spliced from 8 exons. The record is from RefSeq and is a predicted model, not a curated record. NCBI's taxonomy places the organism in Eukaryota, Viridiplantae, Streptophyta, Magnoliopsida, Cucurbitales, Cucurbitaceae. Bases 67 to 1008 code for a protein of 313 amino acids.